Messenger RNA from Tinamus guttatus (white-throated tinamou), 882 nucleotides. Its product is annotated as pulmonary surfactant-associated protein A. Gene Ontology annotation, cellular component: multivesicular body. The record is from RefSeq and is a predicted model, not a curated record. Lineage: Eukaryota; Metazoa; Chordata; Aves; Tinamiformes; Tinamidae.
AUAACAGCAAUAAAAAUCAUAAUAUGUGAUGUUUCCAGGGAAUUCAUUGCCACUUUGGUUCCCUGCAGUAAGUUGCAAAGCAGCUUCAUUUUAUUGUGACCAUCAGACCUGAACAGCAGCUUGCUGCCCAGAGCAAUCAUGUUGUCCUGUUCAUUCUACGUGGUCGCAGCAGUAGCAGCUUUUCUCGGGUCCUGCCAUGCAGAGGAAAAGUGCGCAGGAAUACCCGGGCUGCCGGGUGCUCCCGGGGCUAACGGGCUGCCUGGAAGGGAUGGAAGGGACGGUCUGAGAGGAGAACCAGGGCCACCAGGUCCCGUAGGACCCCCUGGAGGUGCAAUGGGGCCUCCUGGAAGAGAUGGACCUCCUGGACCUCCAGGGCUCAAGGGAGAGCGAGGAGAGAAAGGGGAAAAAGGCAACACUGGACCACCAGGUCUACCUGCUUCUCUUGACACUGAAUUAGGAAAUGUUUUAGCAAGUUUAAAACAUCGAAUUGGCAGACUGGAAGGCGUGCUUACUUUGAAUACAAAAAUAACAGAAGUAGGAGAGAAAAUACUUGCCAGCAAUGGGAAGGAAGUUAAUUUUGCAUCUGCACUAAAAUCCUGUGAAGAGGCUGGAGGAACUCUUGCAACUCCCAUGAAUGAGGAGGAAAAUAACGCUGUUUUGGGUAUUGUAAAGCAGUAUAACAGAUAUGCUUACUUAGGCAUUAAGGAGAAUGAGACUUUAGGUCAGUUCAGCUAUAUGAAUGGCAUGCCUGUGAAUUAUACCAAGUGGCACCAGUAUGAGCCAAAUGGCAAAGGGAGAGAAAAAUGUGUGGAGAUGUACAAGGAUGGAAGCUGGAAUGACAAAAAUUGCAACCUGAAUCGCCUCACAGUCUGUGAAUUUUAA